CGCAGCGUACGUUGUUGCGUUUCAAGUCGUGAUGCAAAUUAUUGGCAGUGUUUAAGUUGUGUUUUAGUAUUUUAUUUUACAUCUGGUCCAUGCGAUGCUUUCCUUUUUCCGUAAGAAACCCUCAGAAGAGUUGACCAACGCGUCAACGUCGAGCUCGAAAGCUUAUCCGAUCGCCGGAGUAGAUGGAGCGGUUCCUCGCGGACCGACGUUGCAAGAGUUGGGCUAUCGAAGUACAGACGAUUUGAGAGAAACCAUCUACGACUUCCUGCGGACAAUUCGUGACCCGGAAAAACCCAACACCUUGGAGGAUCUGCAUGUAGUUUACGAGGAGGGAAUAUUCGUGAAGGAGCCGACACCAGGCAACGCAAACGUCGUGCGUGUCGAGUUCAAUCCAACGGUUCCACACUGUUCUCUAGCUACGUUGAUCGGGCUUUGCAUAAGAGUGAAAAUUGAACGAAACAUUAACCACAACCUGAAGCUGGAUAUAUACAUCAAGAAAGGUGCCCAUGCUACGGAAGACGAAAUUAACAAACAGAUCAAUGAUAAGGAACGAAUAGCAGCGGCUAUGGAGAAUCCAAACCUAAAACAGUUGGUUGAGAACUGCAUCAAAGAUGAGGAUUGAAAGACUGAGCUCUAGGGGUGGUGCAAAUAAUAUCUUGUUACGUUGGGAAAUAGAACGAAGGAUGUGCUGUUAGCAAUGGAUGGUAAUCGUCUGUUGGUAAA
Anopheles moucheti is the source of this 723-nucleotide messenger RNA. It is a transcript of the gene galla-1, whose product is annotated as MIP18 family protein galla-1. The coding region runs from base 95 to 622 and encodes 175 amino acids. The transcript has 2 exons. The record is from RefSeq and is a predicted model, not a curated record. Lineage: Eukaryota; Metazoa; Arthropoda; Insecta; Diptera; Culicidae.